Messenger RNA from Pectinophora gossypiella (pink bollworm), 3672 nucleotides. RefSeq names its product transmembrane and ubiquitin-like domain-containing protein 1. Gene Ontology annotation, molecular function: protein binding. The transcript is spliced from 9 exons. Lineage: Eukaryota; Metazoa; Arthropoda; Insecta; Lepidoptera; Gelechiidae. Bases 258 to 1466 code for a protein of 402 amino acids. The record is from RefSeq and is a predicted model, not a curated record.
GUCGUGCAUCUUAUCGUGUUUUCUAAUGAAAUACGUUUAUUAUUUUCGCAAUUACAUAGUAAAUAUCGAUCUUGUCAUUAUUUUAAUGUGGGAUACUUAGUAUUUGUCUAUUACAUGUGCGUUAAAGUGCGACAGUGUGCCGUGUUUUUAUGUGCUACGUUUGACUGGAAUCGCGAGAUGUCGUUUCACUUUGAGGACUUAUUAUCGCAUUUUUUGUAAACACCUGGCAUAAUCUGUAUAGGGUGGAAGAGUUAAAAAUGACACUAAUAGAAGGUGUGGGUGAUGAAGUGGUGCAGUUUAUGGUGGCGGUGGUGGUAAUACUGGUGGGCACCCUGGCAUGGUUGUCUACCAAUGCUCGGCCAGACCGAUACCGCACUGUAUUGGUCAUGAGAUCACGACCUCACCACCCGGUGACUGUUAGCAUACGUACUAGGCCAAGCUUGAUGACAUCAAGUACUCAGGUCACCAGUGUAAAUACGACUACUGCCACUGAUCCACCUGCACCGAGCGCAGCGGGUACUUCAGCCCCCGAGGAACCCAGGGAACCCCAAGUGAUACCGCUUCAGGAGAUGGACAGCAUCGUCGACGCGGAUGUCGCCAUGUUGGAUAAUAACAGGCUUCACUUCUACAGAAGGAUCGAUUCGCCUAACCCAACACAGAACACAGAUUCUACGAGCGACGAGAGUGAACCGGCUGAUGACCUGGAUCUUUCCAGCAACGCACAAAUUGAAGAAAUGAACAGGAUCGUCAGCGCAAUGGAGGCAGACGUGAACACCAGCAGGGACUGGUACUCGCAAGAACCCAAUACCGCAUCAAAUGCCGUCAGCUCGCCUGUCAAAAGCGAAGAUAAUAGUGUGAAACCGGACGCAGCCACUCCUGACGUCACAGGCGACCCUGGUGAACCUAGCGGGGAGGAUACUAGGAAGAUACUGAUAAGGUUGAAAUACCUGAACGACACGCUUAAAGAAGUUGAAGGCAGUUUGGAUGAACUACUUAAGGAUUUUAAAACGCGUCACUUCUCCACGGAGCUGUCGUCGGAGUGCCGCGUGCGGUUGAUAUUCAACGGGCGCGUGUUGCUGGACGACGCGGCCACGCUGCGCGCCUGCGGCCUGCACGACCGCGCAGUUGUGCACUGCCUCGUGCAUCCUAUAAGGACUGCCAAUCAGCCGCGCGCUACGCAAGAGGAGGGGCAGAAUACGACUCACGAGCUGAUUACGGAAGGGCAUCACCCCGAACGCGCUUGGGACCUGGAGAACAUACUCAUGACACUCGUCUCCGUCGCGCUAACCGUCGUCUGGUUCUUCAGAUGCGAGUAUUCGAACAUGUUCACGGCGAGCGCGAGUGUGGCGUUGUUCGGGCUGACUGUGUUCUACAGCGUGGCGAUUUUCGGCUUGUAUCUCUCCGAUACGUUUCACUUCGACCGUCGACAGGCGCCCGUCAACGCGCCGCCGCCGAUGCCUAACUAAACCGAAGCACAGUAUCCGGCAGAAUAUAAUGCGUUUCAAGCUUAAGAAAGAGACAACCGGAUAGUGUCGGCUUCGUAGAGCGUUCAUCUCUGUCGGUCGCUAACAGUCCCGUGUAUGACGCUGUUAGUACAAUUAAGAUCUUUUAUAAUUAAAUAAUAGUCAAAAUCUUGCAAAUGCAUUUUCGGUUUCGUCUUUUUCGGAGAUGUUAAAUGAUGAACGUGUUUCAGUUCCGACUUUGUUUUUUUUAAGUUCUUGAAUUUUCUGUAGCAUUUGCUACUCGCUUGUGAACCUAUUAAAUCUCUAUUCGACUAGAAGCGUACUCUAUCGAACUCGUAUAAUGACUGACGGUUCACUGACAAAACGUCACAUGUCAGAUAAAGCUUGAAGGAGCCGAAAUUAACCGAUUGUCUCUUUCUCAAACUCGAUGUGUAUUAUUUUCUGCCGGAUACUGUACGGAGAUUCGUGCUACAGAUUUUUAGUCGGAAUGAUAAGAGAACAGUAGGACAAUCUUCAUGUAAGUGCAUUGGAUAGAGCGGGAUGACAUCAAGAGCUAAGUUAAUUUAGCUUAGCUGGGAUAGCUGACGCAGUUUUGAAUAUAAUUUGCAGUCUGCACACAAUUUUAUAAAACUGCGUCAGCUACCUAAGAUAUACUAACGUAGCUUAGUUCCUGGUCUGCAACCCGCUUUAGGCGAGCAAUAUCUGAAUUGCUUUACUAAAUAAAUUGUUGAAAUAUGAUGAGAGAAUCUAUGUACGUUGUAGAGCGCUCGUGUUUAACCAGGCUUAUGUCUAGAUGACCACUGUUCUCUUUACACUUUGACUAAAGUACGACUCAUGUAAAGGUCUAUUUUUGAUCGGACCGGGAUGACGAAACCCCAAUGGAAUUUAGUCGACCUAACGUGUCCUUAAAAAUUGGAUUCGCCUUAAAUUAUGUUUGUAUCAAAGUAAUUAUUGUUUGCACAAACAAUAUAUUUAAUAUCCGGGGAGUCCGGGGCCUUAUUUUUGAAUCGCUCGCUUUCAACUCACGUUCGAAAAUAUAUUAUCUAUUUCACGUAGCACAUAAGAACUUGUCAUUUGCAAGAUGAGACGAGGUACAUAUUUUAGCACGCGAGUUGCCGAGUCGAGCGAUUAAAAAAAAUAUACAUAUAACCUUUAUGAAGUUUUUAUAAGGUCCCAGAUGCAAUUUUAAUGCCGUAUAAAGCUAGUUUUAAGUAUUUAUGACUUGUGUCUGAUUUUUUUUCAAAAGGAAGUCUGUUUUGUUGACGUUUUCAUUAGUCUUAAUGUUUCGUAUUAGAUGCGCUUACGCCAUCCCGGUCGGUUUCACGGGUAUGUCUGUUAUACUAACAAAGAUUGUUGUAUUCGAUCCCGGUGGGGGUAUUCAAGUAUAGUAUUGUACGUACAAUACAAACCACCCAUGCAAAACAGUUUGAUAAAUACUCGCGUCCAGAUUCAUUGGUUUCGUGGUAAUUUAUGUUUCGGGCAUUCAUUCUUAUAUGUGAAGCAUUCAAAACAAUUCUCCACGUCAUCGAAUACAACAACACUAAUGUGUAAUGAAGUGUCGAUUUCGAGCAACAUCUGUAGUUGUGAAGUGAACGUUGAAGACUACUUCAAUGGUGUAAUGCAAACACUUGAGUGUUCUUAGAUUUUUGGUCUUGUGUAGAGGCAGUGAAAGUAUAUAUAGGCCCUUUUUAUAGUACAUAUCGGCUGAUGUCGUAGGAAGCCAAUAUGUACGAGUAUUUGGAGAAUAGUCUGAUUGUAAAGUAGAAAAUGUGAAGGCUAGGCGUGGAGUGGUGUUAGCUGGAUAUGUUUUACAGCUUAUUAUUUAUAAUAUGUAUGUUUUAUAGCUUGCACAAAGUGUAUAGUACUGUGAGACCCGUGUAUAAAUCAUUGCAUUACCGUCCUUUGGCACACUAGUUAUGGAAUGUUUAUUUCAUAUUAUCCGAAAUCAGUGUUGUAUAUGGUCUCAGCAAAAAUGUAAAUAAAUUAGGUUAUGUAUUGUUUAUAUUUAUUUAGAUGUAAGUGCGGAUAAUUCGAGUUCAUACCAAUAAGUUAAGAUCUGUAAUUUCAAGUUUGUCAAAUGUAUAGGCUUUCCAAAUUUUAGUGAUCAAUCAUACAUAAUAUCUACAUACUUGAUGAUUUUCUAUGCUACUGAAUAUUUUUAUUGUUAUUUACUUUUUAAGGUCAUAGAAUUAUUAAAAUUUUAACUGAA